Molecule: messenger RNA, 1706 nt
Organism: Equus caballus (horse)
Lineage: Eukaryota; Metazoa; Chordata; Mammalia; Perissodactyla; Equidae
Source: RefSeq, a predicted model, not a curated record
CUGCCAAUCCUGCUUCCAUCCCCUCUUGAAGCAGUGAUCCUGAGACCACUCCCCAAUAAACUUCUUGCAUACAAAUCUCUGUCUUAGAGUCUAUUCCCUGGAAAAUCUGACUUGUAAUAUUCUAUGGCUAACACUGUAAUGAAGAUGAAAACAAAAAACUGAGGAAAAAUUAGCCAGGUACUGGAUUUAUUUCCUCUUUUCCAUUUCUUGCUUUUGAAGAAUCCUGUCCACCUCCUGCUUCCUUGCUAGAGGAGACAGAGUCCUGUUCCUUCCAGUGCCCUCCAAUCUGCUCCAGGCAGGCAGCUACUGCCCUCACCCCUCCUACCUCCCCUCCUCCACCCAACAGGCAGGAACCCCAGACACUCUGUCCUCCCUGGACAGCAGGGGGCACCUCAGGCACCAGCUCCUCCCCCUGGGUCCUGCAGCUGCACUUCUGAAGUGCCAUCCCUUCAGUGCCUGGCCCUAGGUAAAAAACAAAGGAUAGGAACGGGGUGAAGCAGAGGAAUCCAAACAGGAGGAGAAGCUGGUCCUGUCCCCCUUCUCUGGCUGCUCCCCAGCUGGCCCCUCUCUGGGAGCCUGAGUCCAGGAAACAGGAAGCGCUGAUUCUGAGGACAGAGACAUGGGCCCUGCUGGCUGUGCCUUUCUACUAUCCCUUCUGCCAGGUAAGUCCCUGAGGUGCAUGUGUGGACACACUGUAUCCUGGAGCCUUGUUGUGGGUGGCCAGGAUGCUGUUGCAGGGCACUGGCCUUGGCAGGUCAGCUUGCACUUGGGCCACCACAUCUGUGGAGAUUCCCUCAUCAGUGUGAGGUGGAUACUGACAGCAGCACACUACAUGCAAAGGACCUGGAUUCCUUGGUUACACACUGUCUGGCUGGAAUUGAUUAAAAUAGGCAAUUCACAUAAAGGGAUAAAGCAUCAUGUGUCCAAAAUCAUCAUCCAUCCCAAAUUCCAAAAUACAACUGCAGACAUCGCCUUCUUGAAACUGGUCUCUAGAGUCACCUUCACUUCUUUCAUCCUGCCCAUCUGCUUGCCCAGUAUCACAAAGCAGUUAACAGUUCCAGGCUCUUGCUGGGUGAUUGGACGGGGAAAAGUUAAGGAAAGUGAAGGUGAGAAUGGAUACUGAUACCAUUCCAACCUCCAGGAAGCAGAAAUGCUCAUCACUGACUGCCAGGCUUGGGAACAACGCUACAACCCAAUAGGUUUCUUAUUGCCAGAAUUAGAGCAGGUCAUCAAAGAAGACAGGAUUUGUCCUGGUGAUACUCAUAAAAUGAAGGAUGGUUGCAAGGGUGAUUCUGGAGGGCCUCUGUCAUGUCAUAUUAAUGGUGUACGGAUCCAGAUUGGAUUGGUAAACUGGGGAAUAAGAUGUGGUAAAUCUCUGCCUGGAGUAUACACCAAUGUGAUCUACUACCAAAAAUGGAUUAACACCACUAUCUCAAGAGCUGAGAUCUUGAGUGCCAACAAUCUGGACUUAUCUGACUUCUUGUUCCCUAUUGUAUGGCUCUCUCUGGCUCUCCUGGGACCCUCCUGUGCCUUCGGGCCUAACAUUAUCGGGAGAGUAGUCAGUAUAGCUGAAGCCACUGGCCAAGUACAGGGCUAGGAAGGGAAUGCAUGGAGAAUAAGCCCCAGGUGCAGAGAACUCAAAGGACAGUCACUGGGACUCUGGAUGACUUCAUUAAAAUAAUUAGAAAUUAUUUUGGUUUUAUGGU